Melanotaenia boesemani (Boeseman's rainbowfish) is the source of this 4371-nucleotide messenger RNA. It is a transcript of the gene elapor2b, whose product is annotated as endosome-lysosome associated apoptosis and autophagy regulator family member 2b. The transcript has 22 exons. Gene Ontology annotation, biological process: positive regulation of BMP signaling pathway. Lineage: Eukaryota; Metazoa; Chordata; Actinopteri; Atheriniformes; Melanotaeniidae. Bases 127 to 3150 code for a protein of 1007 amino acids. The record is from RefSeq and is a predicted model, not a curated record.
AGGGAAGGCGACGGCCAGGCAGGCGCAUCAAUGACAGGGACAGCAUCUAAACCCUCACCGCUCGACCUGUUUCAUGUUUGUGGCUCCAGGCAGCGGACAACGACCUGUUUGUGAUCCGAGCUGAGGAUGUGGGAACAGGUGUGGACCUCCUGGUUCUCCCGCUGCCUCGUACUUAUCACCAUCACCGCUCACACAUCAUCAUCCGCGUCAGCCCACGGAGACCUGCGACCGUGCGACAAGACAGACUACUACUACAAGUACACAGAGUGUGACAGCACAGGGUCCCGAUGGAGGGUCGCCAUCCCCCUCAGUCCAGGCUCCUGCUCAGACCUUCCACCCCCAACCAGAGGAACAGACUGCUCCUUCUCCUGUCCAGCCGGGAUGUUUUUGGAGAUGUCCACGCAGCAGUGCACACCAUGUGUGGCUGGUUCUUACUCUCUGGGCAGUGGUCUACGGUUUGACCAAUGGGAUGCCAUCCCUGCAGGCUUUACCAGCCUGGCCAGCUUUCUGGAUCCUGGGCCGAAUGGAGAGGACAUUCAGGCCUGCAACAGCUCAUCAUGGACGCCACAGGGUGUGUACCUGGAGUCAAACCGUGAUGAGUGCACAGUGUCUCUGGUUUAUGCGGUCCAUCUGGAGAAGCAGGGAUCCGUCUCCUUCAUCUACCAGUACCCUGACAACAACAUUUUCUUUGAGUUCUAUGUCCAGAAUGAGCAGUGCCAGGAAAUGGCCCAGACUGAUGAUCAGAAGUGGAUUACAGUCACCAAUGGAGAAUGGAAGACGCAUACAGUGAGCCUGAAGUCAGGUACAAACAUCCUGUACUGGAGAACAACUGGGAUACUGGUGGGAGGGAAGAUGGUCAAACCUGUCCUGCUCAAAAACAUCCAAAUAGAAGGUGUUGCCUACACAUCGGAGUGCUUUCCCUGCCGACCCGGUUGGUUCAGCCCGAUGCCCGGCUCCUCAUCCUGCGAGCCAUGCCCCAGCAACACUUACUCUGUGAAGGGAGCGUCCUCCUGUACACCAUGCCCUGAACACUACUAUUCACAUGAGGGAUGGGCAGAAUGUAAGGUGAGGCCACCAUGCUCAGAGAGGGAUUACUUCCAGAUCCACACAGCCUGCGACAGCGAGGGGAAGACGCAGGUGAUGUAUCGUUGGGUGGAGCCAAAGAUUUGUGUGGAGAAUGUCACUGGGGCUGUAGAGCUGCCUGCAACAGGGCAGAAAGAGCCCUGCCCUCCCUGCAACCCCGGCUACUACAACAGCAUCGACUCCACCUGUCUACCCUGCCCACUUGGAACCCACUCAGACGGCACCUAUGCCUGUGCUGAGUGCCCUGCAGGUACAGAGCCAGUGUUGGGCUACGAGUACAAAUGGUGGAACGUGUUGCCAUCCAACAUGAAGACGUCCUGUUUCAAUGUGGGUAACUCCAAAUGUGACGACAUGAACGGAUGGGAGGUUGCAGGAGACCACAUUCGCAGCGGGGCUGGCACUUCAGACAAUGACUAUCUCAUCCUCAACUUGCAUGUGCCUGGAUUCAAGGUCCCAGCAUCACUUUCAGGGAUGACCGGUGGUGAGUUUGGCCGGAUAACCUUCGUGUUCGAGACCAUCUGCUCUGCCGACUGUGAGCUCUACUUCAUGAUGGAUGUGAACAGGAAAAGCACAACAGUGGUGGAGUCGUGGGAGGGCAGUAAGGGUAAACAGUCGUUCUCGCACAGCAUGACCAGAAACGCUUCUGCCACAUUCACAUGGGCCUUUCAGAGGACUAACCAUGCUCUAGAUGUUCGUCGCUAUGUCAGUGACAUGGUAAAGAUUUACUCCAUCAGUGUGACAAACGUUCUGGAUGGGGUGGCAUCAGCAUGUCGGGCUUGCGCUCUGGUACCCCAGAACUCCCAGCGGGCCGGCUCCUCCUGCGUUCCCUGCCCAGCUGGUUUUUACAUUGACAGAGACACCAACCGAUGCCAGGAGUGUCCACCCAACACACACCUGGCUGGGCGACACACCUACGGCCAGGACGCGUGUAUUGGCUGCGGACCUGGAAGUAUCAGCAACAAGGAACAUUCCCGCUGCUAUAGCGACUGCUCAUUCACCCACACUGAGAACAACCGUACGCUGGUGUUUGAUCUCAGCCCCAUGAGCGACGUGGCCUCGCUGACGAUCGGGCCGAGCUUCACCUCUAAAGGAACAAAAUACCUUCACCUGUUCAACAUCAGUCUGUGUGGCCAUGAGGGGAAAAGAGCGGCCAUCUGCACUGAUAACGUCACCGACGUGUCCAGCAAAGAUGACCACAGCGACUUGGCACAGUUUGUAAACACUGUGGACAGUUUUAUUUGUCAAUCAACCAUCAUCCCAUCCGAUGGGCGGGGCUUCAGGUUGGCCAUUUCCUCCCAGUCCAUCAGCCUCGCAGACACUUUUAUGGGAGCAACAGUGGACACUGUUCUUAAUGGCGUGAAUGCUAAACCAGAACUUUUUCCAGAAAAUUUAAAGGCUGUUCCAGAUAUCAAUUUCUUCUACAGGUCAACACAGGCCACCGCCUCAUGUGAUCAAGGUCGGAGUGCAGUGAUUACAGUUCGCUGUGACCCAGAGAAACCUGAAAGAGGAGAGCUGUCUGUGCCCAUCACUUGUCCUGCUGGAACAUGUGAUGGAUGCACGUUUCAUUUCCUGUGGGAAAGUGCUAGCGCCUGUCCACGCUGCACCGAGGAUGACUACCACCAGAUAGAGGGAGCAUGCAAGAGAGGCGUCCAGGAAACGCUGUAUGUGUGGAACGAGCCAAAGUUGUGCACCAAAGGCGUGUCGUUGCCUCCUCGAAGCUCCUCCCACUGCGAGGCCAUCGCUCUGUGGCUGAAGGUCGGGCUCGGAGGCGGGGCUUUUGUGGCCGUGCUGCUCGUCUCCCUCACCUGCUAUUUCUGGAAGAAAAACAAGAGGUUGGAGUACAAGUACUCCCGUUUGGUGAUGUCUGCCAACAAGGAGUGUGAGCUGCCAGCUGCAGACAGCUGUGGCCUGGCUGAAGGAGAGGAGCCUGAUGAUGACGUGGUCUACACCCAAAAACCUUCCUUGCUGGGGAAACUCCGAGCUAUCGCUAACAAGCAUGAGGACGGAGAAAGCAGCGAGUCCGUGCAGCUGAACUCCUCUCAGUCGGAUCGAUGGGUUUUGGGAUAAGCUUAAAUAAACGAGUCAGCAAGUUUACGUAACAGAAGAACGGCAUGUCAGUGAUGGUGCCACUUCCUUCCACCUCUUUUCAUACUGGAGGGCCCACUACAGACACCAGUUUGAGGACUUUCUUGACAACGGACAAUGGCUUUUACUCCUCAACCCAAAAAUAAACAGGAAACAAAACAGUAAUUUUGCACCACAGAUGAAAGAAACUGAAAGAAAAACAUGCUUUUAAUGUUUUUUGUAUGUUUUGUAUUUUAUUUUAUUUUAUUUUUUGUUUUGUUUUGCGGUUUUUUUCUGUUCCGAGUUCCGUAUUUAUAUCAAUGUUAUGAUGAAGACCUUUAUUAAAUCUUUGUUUGGCUUUGGGAUUUUCUGUGCUUUAAUUUCACAUUUAAAGUUCAUAUAUAAGUUUUAAUCAUAAAGCAGAUAUGUGGCCACAUCAACCAGCUCUUUUUAAUUCCAUGAGUCUCCAACAGUAUUUCUGCCUGAUAACGGUUUUCCAUGUGUUAUUACAUGUGCCAGCUAAUUAUUUUAGAGAAUAACUGUAUCAAUGCAGCCAACUUUAUAUUCAAUUAGAGUGCCUCAAAUUCACAAACAAAACUUAUGUUAAUUGAUUUACCAAACCAGGUGGUGUACAGUAAAUCAGAACAGCCUACAGUGCCUGAUUUUUAAAUUUAGCUGUUUUUGCAAUGAUCCCAUAAUGUUUUUUUUAUUCACUGUUUUUUGUUGUUUUGUUUUAUUUGCUACUCUAUGAUAUUUAUCAUUUGUAAGUAUAUAAAAAGGUCACCUUAACUCAAAAUUGGUACUUUUAUUGGUAUGAACAGAAGGAAUAAGUACAUAGAAUACUUUUGCCUUCAUUUGAUUUUGGAGGCAAUACUAGGUUUAAUUUACACAGACAUGGAUACAAAUCCCAAAGAUUCCACUUUUCUGAUUUGAAAAUCCUUCUAUAUCAACAGAAUAAACAAAAUCAUUUGUCCUAUUUAGACUUACUGUAAAAAAUAUUAAUAAUAAUAUUAUUCCGUACCAAUGUUAGCACUCAAAUUUUCUCUUUAACAAAAAGCUUGUUUUGAUAAGGAAUAAAGUCAUUUUAAAAUCACCUCUAUUUUCUAAUAAAAGGUACCCUGUGACUGAUCUGGUUAUAUGGUUAGCUGUGCUAGUUGGAGCUAGUUAUAAAAUCUCAGAAGUUGUGACAUGACUAAUAUGUGAAUAAAGCAAAUUAACACCCUG